This is a messenger RNA of Uranotaenia lowii, 1322 nucleotides long. RefSeq names its product serpin I2-like. The record is from RefSeq and is a predicted model, not a curated record. The transcript is spliced from 3 exons. Gene Ontology annotation, molecular function: serine-type endopeptidase inhibitor activity. NCBI's taxonomy places the organism in Eukaryota, Metazoa, Arthropoda, Insecta, Diptera, Culicidae. Bases 1 to 1212 code for a protein of 403 amino acids.
AUGUUUCCAAACGCGAUCACGCUUGCUUCGAUUGCUUCGCUGCUGGUGUCCAUGGCAUCAGCCUCUUCAGAUGCCAAUCUGAAGGAAACAGAUGAUCAGGGGGAAUUUUCAUGGAGAUUUUUGGAAAAAGCAUCUAACGAAUACAAGGAUAAUAUCGUUGUUUCAUCGUAUUCUGUAAGACGACUCAUUGCCAGUCUUUUGAGGGUCACAGAACAAAGCGACGAAGUUACAAACGAACUGCAAAAUGUUUUAAAUUUGUCGAUUGACUCUAAAAUUUCUCAACGAUACAAUGAACAAAUGGAGAGAUUGACUGGAAGCGGUGAUUUGAUUAAAGGCUCUUUGCUUGCAGUUUUCAGAGUCAAUAAAUUAUCUGAUGAUCUUCAAGCGGAAGCUACACGAUAUGGAUUAAAAGUGGUACAGACAGAGGAUAAAACGACUGCUCUUACUGCAAUAAACAACGCUAUAAACGAAAUGAGCAAAGGAAAGGUUGAAGAAUUCACAAAAGGAUACGAUUUUAGGUCUCUUUCAAUGAUGGAUUACAUAGAGUACAAUGGACUUUGGAAGUAUAAUUUUAACGGGGAUCCUACGGUCUGUAACUUCUUUACAGAUGCCAGUACAACGACUCUUACGAAUUUUAUAACUGCUGAAACCAUGUUCAAUUAUGGCUCAUUUGAAAAUUUGAACCUUAAAGCAUUGGAAUUACCACUGCCUGAAACAAGUGCCUUGAGAUGUGUUUUACUAUUGCCAUUGAACAAAAAAUCUCUGCAGAGUGUAAUGCAAAACUUCGAUCAUAACAAUUUCCGUGAAAUUUUGAAAGGAUUAUCAUCUGUACAGACUUCAGUUACCAUUCCUAAAUUUGUUAUGCAAUUAACAACUUUAGCCAAAAAUGUGCUUGAAACUAUGGGCCUUCAUAAGCCUUUUACUAAUGCUAUAUUUAACGUUUAUCAGAACGGUCAGGAGAACCUCGAUGAAAUUGUUCAAAAAUCGAAAUUUACCAUGAAUGGCAACGGAACAACGAAUCCUCGGAGUGUUUUUUCAUAUUCGAUGAUGCAACAACAACAGUUCUUCGCAAACCAACCUUUUAUUUAUGUGAUUUUUGAAAAAGUUCAAUCAAUACCGAUACUGAUGGGACAUUACGAGAGACCCACUGAAAUUCUACCAGAAGGCGUACAGCAAUCAGAGGCGUUUAGAUGUCAACUUUCACCUUUUUGAAAACAUUUGUAACGUAUAUCUAUUUUUUAUAACAUAUUAUUUAUAACAAUUUAUAACAUUUAUAACAUAUAUUAUAACAUGUAUAACCAGGGCCGUAGGGGGCCACGGGG